AAUUCUUCCGAGAGCCACAAUUGUGCCAAAAGCAUCUUGACCUCAGACAGGCUGCAGAUAGUUGUGACCCUUUCGGUGUUCUUUAAUGAAACCUGGGAGGCAGCCAACUGUGCAAAUUGUUUAAAGAACAACAGUGAGGGAUUAUCAAAUUCUACUGUAGAAUUCCUGGAUUUAUUCAAUAAAUCUCUGACAUGUUUUGAACAUAACCUCCAGGGACAAACAGUCUAUCUGUCACCAAAUAACUACACAGAGGUAUGUAAAAACUGCAACGAAACCUACAAAAUGUUGAAUGACCUGUAUAACAACUUGCAAAGGAUGAACAGGCAAGGCGGUGAGUCCGGGCACUCCACACACUUGUGUAUCGACGUGGAAGAUGCAAUGAACAUCACUCGGAAGCUUUGGAGCAGGACUUUCAACUGUUCUGUUCCCUGCAGUGAUACAGUCCCAGUGAUUGCGGUUUCAUCCUUUAUUCUCUUCCUACCGAUUGUUUUUUAUCUUAGUAGCUUCCUUCACUCGAAGCAGAAGAAACGGAUACUCAUUUUGCCCAAGCGCAUCCAGUCAAAUGCCAGUCUUGUGAACAUCCAAGAAAAAUACAGCUGAGCUGCAAAACAAAACCUGAGAACUGCUGCUGGUAUACAGUGGGUACAAUUGUGUUGGAAUGAGGCCGGCACAAAGGGGGAGUUAAUUAUGGUUUAGUGUAAUGAUACAGAGCAACACAAGUUAAACAAAAUGCUGUCUGACUUCUAAGCAAGGAUAUUAACAAACAUGACAAGGCAGGGCUGUGUGAUGCUGUAUGGACUCUGGUUUUGAAAAAUCUGGUUUGUUUUUUUUUUUCCUUCAGUCUUGGGCUGAAGCUGGUGUUUUUCUGUUUCUAAGCUUUUGUACUUCUCAUCAAUAGAAUAGUUACACUUUCCUUGCAUGGUUUUUUUCCUCUAAUUGAUCGUAUUUGUUUCACAGAAACCUGAGAUUCUGAAUCUUUUUGAGGUUAUUUUCAUAGACAGACAAAACUUGAAAUAAUAUUUCAUGUUCCUGCUUGAAAUAUUAUGUUUAAUUCCACAUAACAUACAGUUUUGCCAGACUUGGGAUGGACAGGAAACCUUUGAAAAGAAAAGUUCCCAUCUUUCUGAUAUGUCUCUCUGAAGUCAUGCCGCUGGUCUCUUGGGGGGAGAGGGGGGAGGCAUGAAAUAUGCGGAGGAAGUGGUAAUAUAUAAUGUCCAAAGCCAGCAACAAAAGCAACAGAACUGCCAGUCCUAGGCAUGGAUAAUAGUCAUUGACUACAGUAUUCAGCUAUCUCUGAAGCAGGCGGCAUAUUUAGUCAUUUGCACACUGUAACCACUAAAAUCAUUGCUUUUCAAAUGUUAAAUUUUCAGAGGCUUAUUUUAGAUGUCUGCUUGGGUAGCUGAAUGCUUCACUGUUUGUCUGUUUAUUGUGUUAUUUCCUUUCCUUUUUAAUUAU
Molecule: messenger RNA, 1455 nt
Organism: Pygoscelis adeliae (Adelie penguin)
Lineage: Eukaryota; Metazoa; Chordata; Aves; Sphenisciformes; Spheniscidae
Gene: OSTM1
Product: osteopetrosis associated transmembrane protein 1
Exons: 5
Cellular component (GO): cytosol
Source: RefSeq, a predicted model, not a curated record